Molecule: messenger RNA, 2185 nt
Organism: Caenorhabditis elegans
Lineage: Eukaryota; Metazoa; Nematoda; Chromadorea; Rhabditida; Rhabditidae
Gene: ZK973.8
Product: BTB domain-containing protein
Exons: 9
Coding region: 959-2137 (392 amino acids)
Source: RefSeq, marked reviewed
UUGUGAUUCUGGAUAUGUCAGAAUCUGUUAUUUUCAGCAAAAUUUAGAGAUUUGUAAACAAAAAUUUAUAAAAUUUAAUAAAAAGGAAGACAGAACUGACAAAAAUAUUAAUCAAGGGCAGUAUUUUAGUGUUUUUGCAGGAUUUAAAUGAAAUCAAAAACAACAGUCAGAAAUAAAAUGAUUAGUGCAAUUAGAGCCUUUAAGUUUAGAAAAAAACGUCUAAUAAACUUUUUUGAGAACGAGAAACAGAAAAAACCAAGCAAUGUUAAUAUAAAACCCCGAAAAAUUGCAUAAAAUCAAACAUUAAUGCAUUAAUGUUAACAUUUUAAUUAAUGUCCAAGCGGAUCGAAGAAAAGUUAUCGAAGAAAAAUGUAGAUUUUCAGGAAAACCAAAAAUUUUAAACGCAACUUUUGAAAGAAAACUAGCGAAAAACUCGAUUUUUAUCAAAUUUUCUUCAUGUUGAUAAGAAAAAACAAAAGAAAACAUAUUAUUUUUUCCCUAAGAACAAGAAAAAUGGCCAAAAUAUUGAAAUUAUUUUUGAAAAAAAAAAUUAUUUUCCAAAAAAUCGAUUUUCUUUGACAAAUUAAGAAAAAAAACUAUGGGUCUCAUUGGGUAUUUUUGGGCAAAACGGUAACUUUUUGAAAACUCAAUAAGGUGUUUUAGUUUUUUCUAUAAAUUUUAUUGCGGCAAUAUUUCGCGCAACAAACGUAUUGUAGCGGAUUUUCAGAGAAAAAAUAUUGAAAAACAUCGUGCAUCCGUGCAAAGAUUCAUUUUUUACGUGGUAGUUCACACUCUAUUAACACGAAUAACAAACAAAUUUUGAUAACAAUUUUGACCAAAAAACGUGAAACCUCACGUUUUUCAAAAAAAAAAAUAAAACUCAACUUCGCGCUUAUCGUGAUUUUCUUGAUUAUUCCUAGAUUUGUACUAUACAUCUUCAAAUUUUCGUUCUUCAAUUAUGAGUAAAACCGAAAAUUCUCAAGAAUCAAGUGAUACGAUCACAUUCGUACACUCCUGCCAGGUUCCAAUAACAGAGGUGAACCAUAUGAUGCCGAUUCAUUUUGCCACGGUUCACGAGUACUCGCUGAUCAACUGGAGCCUUCAAAUAUCGGAAGCCGGUGGAAUCCCACGAUUUCUUCGGAAUCUGGAGCCAGAGCCCCGUGAGACUGUCUUCCAAGUCACUCUUCAUCCUGUCGGACAACGGGACAGCUAUCCACCAGUGCUGAAAGUUGAUUUCAAGUUGAAGCUGGUCGGAAGUUCAGAUCAAGAUAUCCUGGCUCCUGUUCGUUUCACCCACCCGCCCGGAUUCCCAAACCGUAAUGGGUUCAACUCAGGCUACAGUACACCUGCAAGCGGUGCGGUUCGCGAUUUUUUGGUCGGAGUGAUUGGAAAUCGACGAUACGAGAAUUGCAUGUUCGAAAUUCUCACUGUUAUCGUGUUCGAUAUCAAAGAAUUUUUGAGCAUGACACACUUGAAUCGAAUCUUCGGAAAGCCGAUGCCAGUGGAUCUGAACUUCAGAUUUAAUCUGCUGAUGAAUCAAAAAACCCACAACUUCCUUCUGACCACCACAACCCAAUUGGAAUUCCCAUGCAAUAAGGAAGGUCUCUACGUGGCUUCUCCCUACUUCCGCAAAAACCUGACGAGCACUAUGACAAGUUUCCCACUGGACGUGCAAUACUUGGAAGCGAUUGAAGUGGUUAUCAGCUGGAUGUUCACGGAAAGCUACCAUCCACCAACAAAGCUCACUCCAAAAUUGGCUGAAGAAAUUGUGAAGUUGUCGGAGAGGAUUGUGCCACCUGGACCCAAUAGGAAGCAGCUCGCCGGGUCGAUUGAGAGGCACUGCUUUGAGGAACUGAUUCUGAAUUGUGAGGAUAUGGCGUAUGUGAAGGAGCUGAUGCUUAUGGCUCACACCAACCGGCUUGAUAGCCUUCACGAAGCCUGUAACGCCACAAUCAUAUCGUUUCACUUCGCGGAUUUUUGCCGGGAUAUGAAACAGAAUCCAGACCCUGCCUUCACUCAGCAUCAAAUGCACCGUUCCAGUGUUAUGAGUCGUCUCUAUGACAAUUAUGGGAAGAGUCUCUGCGUGCAUAGCUUCAUGAGAAAAAUUCCGCCGGUGGUCAUGGCUCAACAAGGAUGAAAUUUGAACUUUUACUGUGAAACGUGAAUAAACAUUUUGUAUUUGAAU